Messenger RNA from Paramisgurnus dabryanus, 3169 nucleotides. It is a transcript of the gene xkr9, whose product is annotated as XK, Kell blood group complex subunit-related family, member 9. Lineage: Eukaryota; Metazoa; Chordata; Actinopteri; Cypriniformes; Cobitidae. The record is from RefSeq and is a predicted model, not a curated record. Gene Ontology annotation, cellular component: membrane.
GGAACAAAAACGUUUAAAGGAGAACAGUAAGAACAAUUCUUCUUCUGCUUUUAAAAAGGUAGCAGAGAUUAAAUGCUUAAUUUUUUUCUAUUUGUCUAUGGUUGUCACACAUACGUACAAAGGCACAUGGGUGUGUUUUACUUCAUACACUAACUAUAGGAUAAGUACAGCCAGGAAGGGUGUGGUUUUACUCUGUCAGCUGAAUUAUAAGAAAUCACACAGUCUGAUCGUCCCUGCUGAAGUGAAUAAACUAAAGAAUGAAGUCCAAGGAUGAGUCCACCAUUUGUUGGCAGCAACCAAAUGUCUUUCGGCAUAUUCAGCAGUAACAUGGAAAACAUGCCAUCAAGGUUCAAUGAAACACAGACAUGAUAUCUACUGGAGGAGGUUUCACCACAUUCCGGUGGCUGUGCACCAUUAUUGGACUAAUUUUUUAUUUAGGAGACAUUAUAUCAGAUUUUUUGUUAACUGUGCAGUAUUUCAAGAGAGGACAUGUCAUCUGGGCUACACUUACUCUCGUGUUCAUAGUAAGCGGAUCUUUGUGCAUACAGAUAUUUAGUUAUGCAUGGUUUAAAGAUGACAAGAAAAAUAAUAAUUAUGAAGAAGGUAACAGGCCUCUAUCGACUGGACGUCUGAUUGGGAUACAUGUACUACAGAUUGGCAUUUUCACAAGGUAUCAGCAUCUGUUGAAGAGAAGUUUCAAUGCCCUGAGGUUAGGCCAGACUCAAGAGGAUGUCCAGUUACGUCUUUUUGCCCUAGCUACAGAUCUGAGCAUGCUUCGCUUGUUUGAGACUUUCCUUGAAAGUGUUCCUCAACUUGUUCUGCAACUCUUCAUCAUACUGGAGCACAACCAUCGCUCCACUUUACAAUAUAUCAGCAUGGCUAUGUCUUUUCUCAACAUAGCUUGGGCCACGGUGGAUUAUCGUCGCUGUUUCCGGCGUUCCCUAACUCAAGUCAACGAGAUGCCUGCUGGAAUCCCCACAGCUGUCUAUCUGCUCUAUAAAAUAUUUACCAUAACCCCUCGAAUCCUCAGCCUCACCAUCUUCAUCAUGCUUUCCACCUUUAGCACUAUUGGAAUGGCCUUCAUCUGGCUACUGGGAACCAUCUGGGGUUACAUACAAAAUACUGACUUUUGCACUUCGCAGCGACUUGAACAUCUUUAUCGAGCCACUGUUGGAGUGAUCCUAGUUUUUACCUUCUUUAAUAUUAAAGGGGAAAAGACCAAAAAACACAUGGCGGUGUAUUACGUCCUCAGUACGAGUCAAAACCUUGCUGCACCCAUUAUGUUGUCUCUGUUCAAGCCGGCAUCUCAGGGUACAGACUAUUUCUUGCCCAUUAUAUUUUUUAUUUUUUUCUCAAAUUCGAUGGGACUGGGUUUUCUGGGACUUUACUACAGUCUCAUGCAUCCCAGAAGUGAAAUCGGAGCGCAAGAUGAGGUUGAUGGAAGUCAAGUGGAGCAAGGAGUCGAGCAAGCACCGGUGGAGAAGGCACCAAAAACACGUUUAGACCGUUUUUUACAAAUAUGAUGUCUUUAUUAUAUAUUUUUUACAUAUUUUACAAAUAUGAUAGUGCUGGGCAAAGAUUAAUCGCGAUUAAUCGCAUACAAAAUAAAAGUGCUUUUUUUGCAUAACAUAUGAGUGUGUGCUGUAAUUAUUAUGUAUAUAUAUGUUUUUAAAAAGCAUUUACAUGUGUAUAUAUAUUUAUUUAUAUUUUUAUAUAUUCUAUAUUCUAUAUUAACAAUAAAAAUGGAUAUAUAAAUAAAAAUGUUCUGAAAUGUAUAUUUGUAUGUGUGUGUGUUUAAAUACACAUAAUAAUUACACACAGUACACACACAUAUAUUACGCAAAAAUGCACUUUAAUUUUGUAUGCGAUUAACCGCGAUUAAUCUUUACCCAGCACUAGUUUUAUAGAUAUUUAUGAAUAUGCACUGGAACUGAUGGAGUACAAACAGGGGGUCUAAGCUUUAAAAAAGUGAUGACACUUUUACAAUAAUGUUGUAUUAUUAUUUUUUAACACUAGUAAAUGCAUUAGCUAACAUAAACAAAAAAUUCUACAGCAUUUAUUAAUAUUAGUUCAUGUUAUUUUCACCAUUUAUUUCAUCAUAAUAUGAAUAUAUUAAUUAAAAUAAAAAGUUGUAACUGUUACACUUUAAAAAAUAAAAAAGUAAAAACAACUUGGUUUAACAACAAGUUUUGGCGUGGGAAAAGAUGACAUAACUUAUAAAUCAAGAUGAAACUUAAUAUUUUCAGUUAAAGUAACAUAAAAAUAUAUGUUGAUUUGACAAAAAUGCUGCAUAUAUUUUAUAGUGCAUCAGCUACAUUCGCUAGGAUCGUCCACAAUCUUUGAUCUGUAAUUGGUUAAUGCACCAUGAGCCAACAUGAGCAACUGUAUUGAUAUUAACAUAAACAAGAAUACUAAAUGCUGUAAAAACUAUAUUGAUCAUUGUUAGUUCAUGUUAGCUAAUGCAUUUACUAAUGUUAACAAAUGCAACCCUAUUGUAAAGUGAUACCAAAAAGCUCUAACAGGUUUAAAAACUAACAUGUUUAAAAGCUGCUAAGGAGGACAUAUCUGUUUUUACAUAUGAACCAUACAGGUUUUACUGAAUCUGUAAAAUGUUUUAUAAUCUUUUUGGUGCUGUGCCUUUAGUUCAUUUCAUUCUCUCAUCAUCAAUUUUCUGUUGUUGGCAUAAUCGCCACAAAAGUAACACAAGAUGGCACUGUUGAUCCAAAAAUCUUAACAAAAUUACCACCGCCUUCUUGGUGAGAGGUCUUCUGUUAAUCCACAUCACAUGUGAGAUUGAGAUUUAUAAAUGUUAACUUUUGUAAUUUGAAAAAUAAUUCUGUCUAUAACUGUCAGCCUGUGACUUUAGUAUAGGGUACAUGAAACAACAUUUAAGAUUCCAUUUUAACACAGUUAUAAUUUAUGGAAAGAUCCAAAAUAAAAUGGGUCUUAACAGUGUUAUUUUAAUGCAACUUUAAUGUACCACAACUGUGUACAUAUGUCAAACAGAUCAAAUGUGAGUCUGAGAGAUCAUACGCAGAUCACCUGUUUCAAAGCUAAUUUAAAGAUAACAAACCAAUCCAAUGCUGUUUUCACUACCUUCAAAAUGUUGUGCAAUAUUGAGAUUUCUUUCACAGCAGUAGCUUUUCAAAUAAACACAAGUAUUUUUUUA